AUGCAUGCGGAAUUUAUAAGAAAUAAAUCAGAGAAUCAGUUGAGAAGACAAUUGAUUACCGAUAACAAAGUAAGAAGACAUGCGUUCAAUGAAUACCGUAUUUCUUCGACAUCUAAUCCAUCAACAGAUCCAACAAUCGAUGAGUUUUUAAUGUGCGAAGUAUUGGGCAAUAAUUAUAUAGAUUUUGAUCACGAUGAGUUUGACAAACAGAUUACACAAUUACAAAAUAAUGUCCUAGCUAAAUCAGAUUCAGUGAUUGGCCAUAAUGAUUAUAAAACACAUAAUAUAUCAAUUAUUCCAAUAUUUAAAUCGCUCACUGAUUAUAACGGGUUGAAUGAACUGGAAAUGUGUCGCAUAUCGGAGCUGAAGGCGGCGUUCAAUGUGUUUGACUAUCCAUUGCCUAAAUGUUUGGUUCAAAUCACGAGUUUAGAGGAAUUGCUGCGUAAGUCGGUCAACAAAAACGAGCUCUUUGUCAAAGACGUGACCAGAUUUCUGAAGCGUUUGCAUUCAUACAAAAGUCUGUGUCCUGAGGACCAGUUGGCGCUACUUAAACAUGGUUUCAAUGAAUUGACUUCAGAUUGCGAUGACAUGUCGGCUGUAGUAAAAGUAGAUAUUUUUAUGUAUGACGAUCAGGAGUUUAAGGAUAUGGUGAUUAAACAUGUUGAUAAAAUGAUGGUCAAUUGGGAGUUUGAUGACCCGACAAUCAUAUAUUUGUUGACAGCGAUUAUGGUUUUUGACCCAAACCGACCAGAACUCACUCAUAGAGUUAACAUUAGACUCGAACAACAACUCUUAGCAGUCAUAUUGAACUCAAAUAUAGCGCCAAACACUACGGCUCUUAUAUUCAAUACUACGGACCGCUUAUGA
Messenger RNA from Medioppia subpectinata, 867 nucleotides. The record is from the annotation of a GenBank genome assembly. Lineage: Eukaryota; Metazoa; Arthropoda; Arachnida; Sarcoptiformes; Oppiidae.